AUGUCGACACGCUUCGACAACCGCCAGGCAAUCCUCCUGGAUCAACUCCUCGACGACCCCAACCUAUCGCCCACUCCUGCUCUCCUCCUCAACGACAAGACACUGUCCCUAUGGUUGCAGGACAAAAUCAAAGAAAUCUGUAGCCACGACAUCAGCGGCAACCCUGCGUCCGCAUUCAGUGCUGAUGUCGCCAGCAUUGAACCGGGGGUUGUUGAUGAUGUAGUCGUGGCUUGGGUUAACGUCAAGGAAGCCUGCGUCGUCUUGGAAACCGGCUGGCUCAUCCUUCUGCAGGUCCUUCAUCUCAACCAGGGCAACUAUAGGGAUGGGGUGUUAGAGAAGAUCAUCGGGCAGCAGCUGCUAGCCCUCAACAACUUCCAACGUGAAAUGGGUACAAGAAAGAUCAUGAGCAAGGGGGAUGUGGACUUCAUGAAGGAGCUUGUCGAUUCGUCCCCUGGGGUUCCCCUCAACUGGGCGCCACCUCUCAAAGGCGCACGACUAGGCGUCCCUCGCAAUGUGAUCAACCUCAUGUCGGACAGCACAACAGUGUCCAUGGUCGCAGCCUUCAACAACACCCUAUCCAUCCUCCGCUCAUCCGGUGCAACAAUCCUGGAAACCGAUUUCCCAGCCGCCCAAGACUUCCUAAACGACACUCUCCUCGGCCUACAAAUCAUGUCCGCCGAUUUCGUCGUAAACAUCGAAUCCUACCUCAAACAACUCACCUUCAACCCGCACAACAUCUCCACCCUGCAUGAACUACGCGCCUGGACGCAGAAAAGCCCACUAGAAAGCUACCCAGCCAAAUCAACAGGAGUCUGGGAUUUCGCGCUGGACAACUGGAACAACACGACCCCAGAAUUCUGGCAGGCGUAUCAAAAAGGUCUGUACUAUGACGACAAAGGAGGAUUGCUUGGAACGAUUAAACGGCACGGUCUUGAUGCUGUUGUUCUACCGUCGAAGUUUUCUUGGUCCUUUGCUGCUGUUGCUGGGGCGCCGGUUGUGAGUAUACCGAUGGGGGCUAUGGGGGAUGGGCAGCCUGUUGUGGUUGAUCCUGAUGGGUUGGUGGGGUCGGCGCCGGGUAUUCCGUUUGGGUUUAGUUUCUUGGGGGAGAGGUGGAGUGAUGUGAGGAUUGUUGGAUUGGCGUAUGCGAUGGAGCAAAGGACGCAGGUGAGGGGGGAAGUGAAGCCGAUUGUUAGGCCGCGGACUGAGCUGGGGGAUGUUGUUGGGAGGAAGUAG
Molecule: messenger RNA, 1233 nt
Organism: Alternaria hordeiaustralica
Lineage: Eukaryota; Fungi; Ascomycota; Dothideomycetes; Pleosporales; Pleosporaceae
Exons: 2
Coding region: 1-1233 (410 amino acids)
Source: RefSeq, a predicted model, not a curated record